Molecule: messenger RNA, 1268 nt
Organism: Impatiens glandulifera
Lineage: Eukaryota; Viridiplantae; Streptophyta; Magnoliopsida; Ericales; Balsaminaceae
Product: CASP-like protein 4A3
Exons: 3
Coding region: 70-927 (285 amino acids)
Source: RefSeq, a predicted model, not a curated record
CAGUCUUUCUCUCUCUUUCAGUUAUAGACCACAAAGAGAUAUAGAGAGAGAAACAUCAAAUUCAUAGAAAUGGAAGCUCGAGAAACCAAACAACAACAACAACAACAACAUCGUAAACAAAGAUCAUUAUCCGAUGACGCCGAUUCUCUCCACGAUUGUUUCCAUUCUCCUCUCCAUUCCGACGAUCCAGAUCCAAUCACGUCGCCAUCCAAGGCAAUUGUCGUCGUCGACAAGUCAAUCUCUCCUAUUCCAUCUCCAAAACAUUUAAACAAACAGAAGAACCGUUCGCCGGUUGUGGUGGUUAAUCGAUCUGUAAAGGAUGACGGGGCACCUAGUGUUACGAAAGUUAGCGCAGGGGAUUUGGAAGGAGGCGGUGGUGGUGGUGGUGGUGUGGGAGGAGAAAGACAAUCUAGGUCGGCAGUUACUGCGAUUUUGAGAAGGUCUAAAAGAGCUGUGGUGUUGAAAAAGGUUGAAUUAGGGUUUAGGGUUUUAGAGAUGGUGUUAUGUUUGAUCUCUUUCUCGGUUAUGGUUGCUGAUAAAACUGAAGGAUGGAGUGGUGAUUCUUUUGAUCGUUACAAGGAAUACAGGUACUGUGUAGUGAUGAGUGUGAUUGGUUUUGUAUAUGGUGCAUUUCAAGCAAGUGACUGGACAUAUCAUCAUGUGAAUGGAAAUCAUGUUAUACCACCUCAAUUUCGUUAUCAUUUUGAUUUCUCAAUGGAUCAGAUACUGGCGUACCUACUAAUGUCAGCAUCGUCGUGUGCUGCCACGAGAGUAGAUGACUGGGUAUCAAAUUGGGGCAAGGACAAAUUCACAGAAAUGGCUACCGGAUCUAUUGUAAUGUCAUUCCUAGCUUUCGCAGCCUUUGCUGUUAGUUCUCUCAUCUCCGGUUACAACCUCUGUAACAAGUCAUCUGGUGGCGUAAACUAGCUAUUUUGUCAUCCAUCAAGAACAGUAACAAGAAAUGUUAUAGAAAGCAGAUGUUCUUCAUGAAUACGAAACUGCUGCUUCUGCUUCUUCUGCUGCUGAAACUCGAAAAGCAUUCAGUGUUGGAGAAGAGAUUCUUCUUCUUCUUAUUCCAUAUCAUCAAUUCAUCAUCAUGAUCAUCAUGCAGGCCGCAACUACUACUACUGUAAUUAACAACCAAGAGAAUUCAAAUUUCAUGAGAUAGAGGGAUAUUACUGUAAUUUGCUACCAUACCUAAUAAUAAUAAACUACUACUCAUUCUUCACACUUGUUUUAUAUUUUGGUGAAUAUGGUUUGUUAUUCUU